Molecule: messenger RNA, 5871 nt
Organism: Rhinopithecus roxellana (golden snub-nosed monkey)
Lineage: Eukaryota; Metazoa; Chordata; Mammalia; Primates; Cercopithecidae
Gene: ARHGEF40
Product: Rho guanine nucleotide exchange factor 40
Exons: 24
Coding region: 88-4647 (1519 amino acids)
Molecular function (GO): guanyl-nucleotide exchange factor activity
Source: RefSeq, a predicted model, not a curated record
GGCGAGACACGAGCGGCGGGAGGGAGGCGGUGGCGCGCCCGGCCCCGCCCGCCCGACCAAGCGUCGGACGCGGCCCGGCGCCGAGCCAUGGAGCCUGAGCCAGUGGAGGACUGUGUGCAGAGCACUCUCGCCGCCCUGUAUCCACCCUUUGAGGCAACAGCCCCCACCCUGUUGGGCCAGGUGUUCCAGGUGGUGGAGAGGACUUAUCGGGAGGACGCACUGAGGUACACGCUGGACUUCCUGGUACCAGCCAAGCACCUGCUUGCCAAGGUCCAGCAGGAAGCCUGUGCCCAAUACAGUGGAUUCCUCUUCUUCCAUGAGGGGUGGCCGCUCUGCCUGCAUGAACAGGUGGUGGUGCAGCUAGCAGCCUUACCCUGGCAACUGCUGCGCCCAGGAGACUUCUAUCUGCAAGUGGUACCCUCAGCUGCCCAAGCACCACGACUAGCACUCAAGUGUCUGGCCCCUGGGGGUGGGCGGGUGCAGGAGAUUCCUGUGCCCAAUGAGGCCUGUGCCUACCUAUUCACACCUGAGUGGCUACAAGGCAUCAACAAGGACCGGCCAACAGGUCGCCUCAGUACCUGCCUACUGUCUGCGCCCUCAGGGAUUCAGCGGCUGCCCUGGGCUGAGCUCAUCUGCCCACGAUUUGUGCACAAAGAGGGCCUCAUGGUCGGACAUCAGCCAAGUACGCUGCCCCCAGAACUGCCCUCUGGACCUCCAGGGCUUCCCAGCCCUCCACUUCCUGAGGAGGCGCUGGGUACCCGGAGUCCUGGGGAUGGGCACAAUGCCCCUGUGGAAGGACCUGAGGGCGAGUACGUGGAGCUGUUGGAGGUGACGCUGCCUGUGAGGGGGAGCCCAGCAGAUGCUGAAGGCUCCCCGGGCCUCUCCAGAGUACGGACAGUACCCACUCGCAAGGGUGCUGGAGGGAAGGGCCGCCACCGGAGACACCGGGCGUGGGUGCACCAGAAGGGCCUGGGACCUCGGGACCAGGAUGGAGCACGCCCACCCGGUGAGGGGAGCAGCACUGGAGCCUCCCCUGGGUCUCCCUCAGGAGCUGAGGCUGUCCCAGAGGCAGUAGUCUUAGAGGUGUCUGAGCCCCCAGCAGAGGCCGUGGGAGAAGCCUCUGAAUCUUGCCCCCUGAGGCCAGGGGAGCUUAGAGGAGGAGGAGGAGGUGGCCAGGGGGCUGAAGGACCACCUGGUACCCCUCGGAGAACAGGCAAAGGAAACAGAAGAAAGAAGCGAGCUGCAGGCAGAGGGGCUCUUAGUCGAGGAGGGGACAGUGCCCCACUGAGCCCUGGGGACAAGGAAGAGGCCAGCCACCAAGAAGCCCUUGGCAGUCUGCCCUCACCAAGUGAGCACAAGCUUCCAGAAUGCAGCCUGGUUAAGGAGGAAUAUGAAGGCUCAGGGAAGCCAGAAUCUGAGCCCAAAGAGUUCAAAACAGCAGGCGAAAAAGAGCCUCAGCCCUCUGAAGCCUGUGGGCCUACAGAAGAGAGUGCCAGAGAGAGAGAGCAGGAGGGGCCAGGCCUGGUGUGUAUGGCAGGACACGCAGGCCCAGAAGGCCUCCUGUCUGACACUCCAACACCUCUGCUGGAGACUGUGCAAGAAGGAAAAGGGGACAGCAUUCCAGAAGAGGCCCUUCCAGUCUCCAUCUCUGAUGACCCUGAUGUGGCUUGGGACUUGAUGGCAUCUGGAUUCCUCAUCCUGACAGGAGGGGUGGACCAGAGUGGGCGAGCUCUGCUGACCAUUACCCCACCGUGCCCUCCUGAGGAGCCCCCACCCUCCCGAGACAUGCUGAACACAACUCUUCAUUACCUCCACUCACUGCUCAGGCCUGAUCUACAGCCAUUGGGGCUCUCCGUCCUGCUGGACCUUCGCCAGGCACCUUCACUGCCUCCAGCACUCGUUACUGUCUUGAGCCAACUUCAGGACUCAGGAGAUCCUCCCCUCGUUCAGCGGCUGCUGAUUCUCACUCAUGAUGGCCUUCCAACUGAACUCUGUGGAUUUCAGGGUGCUGAGGUACUGUCAGAGAAUGAUCUGAAAAGAGUGACCAAGCCAGAGGAGCUGCAGUGGGAGUUAGGAGGUCACAGAGACCCCUCUCCCAGUCACUGGGUAGAGAUACACCAGGAAGUGGUAAGGCUAUGCCGCCUGUGCCAAGGUGUGCUGGGCUCGGUACGGCAGGCCAUUGAGGAACUGGAGGGAGCAGCAGAGCCAGAGGAAGAGGAGGCAGUGGGAAUGCCCAAGCCCCUGCAGAAGGUGCUGGCAGAUCCCCGGCUGACGGCACUGCAGAGGGAUGGGGGGGCCAUCCUGAUGAGACUGCGCUCCACUCACAGCAGCAAACUGGAGGGCCAAGGCCCGGCUACACUGUAUCAGGAAGUGGAUGAGGCCAUUCACCAGCUCGUGCGCCUCUCCAACCUGCACGUGCAGCAUCAAGAGCAGCGGCAGUGCCUGCGGCGACUCCAGCAGGUGUUGCAGUGGCUCUCGGGCCCAGGGGAGGAGCAGCUGGCAAGCUUUGCUGUGCCCGGGGACACCUUGUCUGCCCUGCAGGAGACAGAGCUGCGAUUCCGGGCUUUCAGCGCUGAGGUCCAGGAGCGCCUGGCCCAGGCACGGGAGGCCCUGGCUCUGGAGGAGAAUGCCACCUCCCAGAAGGUGCUGGAUAUCUUUGAACAGCGGCUGGAGCAGGUUGAGAGUGGCCUCCAUCGGGCCCUGCGGCUACAGCGCUUCUUCCAGCAGGCACAUGAAUGGGUGGAUGAGGGCUUUGCUCGACUGGCAGGAGCUGGGCCGGGUCGGGAGGCUGUGCUGGCUGCACUGGCCCUACGGCGGGCCCCAGAGCCCAGUGCCGGCACCUUCCAGGAGAUGCGGGCCCUGGCCCUGGACCUGGGCAACCCAGCAGCCCUGCGAGAAUGGGGCCGCUGCCGGGCCCGCUGCCAAGAGCUGGAGAGGAGGAUUCAGCAACACCUGGGAGAGGAGGCGAGCCCACGGGGCUACCGACGACGGCGGGCAGACAGUGCCAGCAGUGGAGGGGCCCAGUGGGGCCCCCACAGCCCCUCACCCAGCCUCAGCUCCUUGCUGCUCCCCAGCAGCCCUGGGCCACGGGCAGCCCCAUCCCAUUGCUCCUUGGCCCCAUGUGGAGAGGACUAUGAGGAGGAAGGCCCUGAGCUGGCUCCAGAAGCAGAGGGCAGGCCCCCAAGGGCUGUGCUGAUUCGAGGCCUGGAGGUCACCAGCACUGAGGUGGUAGACAGGACGUGCUCACCGCGGGAACACGUGCUGCUGGGCCGGGCUGGGGGGCCAGACGGACCCUGGGGAGUAGGCACCCCCCGGAUGGAGCGCAAGCGAAGCAUCAGUGCCCAGCAGCGUCUGGUGUCUGAGCUGAUUGCCUGUGAACAAGAUUACGUGGCCACCUUGAGUGAGCCAGUGCCAUCCCCUGGGCCUGAGCUGACUCCUGAACUUCGGGGCACUUGGGCUGCUGCCCUGAGUGCCCGGGAAAGGCUUCGCAGCUUCCACCGGACACACUUUCUGCGGGAGCUUCAGGGCUGCGCCACCCACCCCCUACGCAUUGGGGCCUGCUUCCUUCGCCAUGGGGACCAGUUCAGCCUUUAUGCACAGUACGUGAAGCACCGACACAAACUGGAGAAUGGUCUGGCUGUUCUCAGUCCCUCAAGCAAGGGCUCCAUGGAGGCUGGACCUUACCUGCCCCGAGCCCUGCAGCAGCCUCUGGAACAGCUGGCUCGGUAUGGGCGGCUCCUGGAGGAGCUCCUGAGGGAAGCUGGGCCUGAGCUGAGUUCUGAGCGCCAGGCCCUUGGGGCUGCUGUACAGCUGCUCCGGGAACAAGAGGCCCGUGGCAGAGACCUGCUGGCUGUGGAGGCGGUGCGUGGCUGUGAGAUAGAUCUGAAGGAGCAGGGACAGCUCUUGCAUCGAGACCCCUUCACUGUCAUCUGUGGCCGAAAGAAGUGCCUUCGCCAUGUCUUUCUCUUUGAGCAUCUCCUCCUGUUCAGCAAGCUCAAGGGCCCUGAAGGAGGGUCAGAGAUGUUUGUUUACAAGCAGGCCUUUAAGACUGCUGACAUGGGGCUGACAGAAAACAUCGGGGACAGCGGACUCUGCUUCGAGUUGUGGUUUCGGCGGCGGCGUGCACGAGAGGCAUAUACUCUGCAGGCAACCUCACCAGAGAUCAAACUCAAGUGGACAAGUUCUAUUGCCCAGCUGCUGUGGAGACAGGCAGCCCACAACAAGGAGCUCCGAGUGCAGCAGAUGGUGUCCAUGGGCAUUGGGAAUAAACCCUUCCUGGACAUCAAAGCCCUUGGGGAGCGGACGCUGAGUGCCCUGCUCACUGGAAGAGCCGCCCGCACCCGGGCCUCCGUGGCCGUGUCAUCCUUUGAGCAUGCCGGCCCCUCCCUUCCCGGCCUUUCCCCGGGAGCCUGCUCCCUGCCUGCCCGCGUCGAGGAGGAGGCCUGGGAUCUGGACGUCAAGCAAAUUUCCCUGGCCCCAGAAACACUUGACUCUUCUGGAGAUGUGUCCCCAGGACCAAGAAACAGCCCCAGCCUGCAACCCCCCCACCCUGGGAGCAGCACUCCCACCCUGGCCAGUCGAGGGAUCUUAGGGCUAUCCCGGCAGAGCCAUGCUCGAGCCCUGAGCGACCCCACCACGCCUCUGUGACCUGGAGAAGAUCCAGAACUUGCCUGCAGCUUCUCCUCUCAGCACACUUUGGGCUGGGAUGGCAGUGGGGCAUAAUGGAGCACUGGGCGAUCACUGAAUUUCUUCCCUCUGCUUCCUGGACACACAGGAGGUCUAAGGACCAGAGUAUUGCCCUGCCACCACUAUCUCUAGUCCCCCUAGCUUGGUGCCUUCUCCUGCAGGAGCCAGAGCAGCCACACUGCUUGCCUUCAUACCCUGGAGGUGGGGAAGUUACCCCUCUUCCAGUGCUUUCCCAUCCUGGGCCACUGUAUCCAGGACAUCACUUCCAUACCAGCCCUCCCUGGCAGCCCAUGUUCUCCUCUUUUCUCACCCCUUGACUUUCCCUGAGAAGAAUCAUCUGUGCCAGGUCAACUGGAGUUCCCGGUGACUCCAUUCUGAGGUGUCACAAGAAAUGAAGCUAUGCAAACUAUAACAGGAGGGUGCAACAGGGAACUGUAGACUUUAUAUAUGUAAUUACUGUUAUUAUAAUACUAUUGUUAUAUUAAAUGUAUUUACUCACACUUUGCCUCCAAGGAGCUAGAGUAGUCCUCUGGAUUAAGGUGAUAAAUAACUUGAGCACUUUCCCUCAACCAGCCCUUAACUAGAACACAGAAAAUAAAACCAAGACUGGAAGGUCCCCUGUACCCUUCCCAGGCCCAGAGCUGUGUGUGAGCCUGGGAGAAUGUGUCUCCUCCACAGUGGCUCCCAGAGGCUCCAGACACUCUCUGAGGCUCCUUCUCCCACACUGCACCUACUCCUUGAGGCUGAACUGGUCACAGACAAACGGGGAUCCAGCACAGUCCAGCAGUUCUCAAAAUGAGGCCCUCAGGCCACAGUGUGUGAGAACGUGAUUGGCUAUUUGUUAAAUGCUAAUUCUUGGACCCCAUCAGAGCUGCUGCAUUGAAACCUGGGGGUGAAACCCAAUAUUCUGCAUCUCUUGUCAAACUCUUUGGGUGAUAACUAAAUGUCUGAAGAGGUGACUAUUUCCUGACAGAAGGGCCCAAAGAGAGGAGCAGGACAUAGGUAGGCAGACAGACACAGGGCCCUGUGCCUCACGACACCUGUUUAUUGGGGACACGACUCUGCAACAGGGAUGACAGGAAUCGUACCAAAAAUAGCGACGUCUACAGGGCCCCUGAUGGGGCUAGAAGGGUACAGUGCUCCCCACCCUCACCCCUUGUACAAAAAUAAACUCUCACGCCUAUG